AUGGCCACGCGGAUAUACUUUGGCCUCUUCGUUGCGGAGUCCAAGUUCCGCUCGGAGCGCGAGACGGCAACUGCACUGAUAAAGGCGCGCGAUCGCGAUGGCCUCAUGGCGUUCAUCACGAAACCUGAGGUCGAGAGAAAGAACGUCCAGCGCGUCGUACUCAAGGCGAGGACGUUCUCCCAGACCAUCGCCUCCGCCGAGGGGGGCCAGCAGGUCCCCGACAGCAGCUCCCAGACGUCGUACAAAGUGAACCCAGAGUUUGUGGGUAGGGUCUUUGAGGAAUGGAUUAUGCCUCUCACCAAGGAUGUGGAGGUGGAGUACCUGCUGGCCAGGCUCGACGGCGAGCCCAGCGCUGAGAGCCGGUGA
Molecule: messenger RNA, 366 nt
Organism: Prorocentrum cordatum
Lineage: Eukaryota; Dinophyceae; Prorocentrales; Prorocentraceae
Source: the annotation of a GenBank genome assembly